CCUUUGACCCCGUGUGGCCAAACACGAAACUAACAAACAUGGAGGUGGAUUUCGGCGACAGUGAGCUGUUCGAGCAGUUUGAAUCAGACACACCUCUCGCAAAACACAUCAGGUUUACUAAUGAUGAUGAUGAGGAGGAGGAGGAAGAAGCAGCUCCGGAUCUCCGAGAGAGGAUCGAGGAGCAUGAAGAGACCAUAACCCGACUGAAGACGGAGAAUGAGGAACUGAAGAGGAAGUUGAAAUUUUUAAGCCGUCCUGCAGGUAUCAGCGUUGUCAAUUCAAAAGUCGACGGUCCGCUCUGCCAGAUUCUCUUUGGAAACAACAGCAUCUCAAAACAGUGCCGGCAAGACAUCGAGGACUACGUUGUCGGUCUGAUUCAGCAACACCAGUUUCAGCAGAAUAAUGGCCAACAAGCGUCUGCUUUGCACCCUCAGCCUCAGAACUCAAGUUUUGUCAUGGAGGAAAACCAGGAAACAAACGCUGAAGCUUCAGUGGGAAAACACAUUCGAGAUGCUUUCUGUGUGGUGGGGAGUGUGUUGUACUUCACCUCCUUCUGUCUGGAUAAACUCGGUCAGCCACUUCUCAAUGAAAAUCCCCAGCUGACAGAAGGAUGGGAUGUGCCCAAGUAUCAGCAAGUGUUUGGCCAGGUCAUUGCUCUGGAGGGGCAGGAAGUGCAGAUCAAAGAGAAGAGGCCUAAAUCAUGCUGCUUUAACUGCGGUGCUGAAGAUCACCAGCUACGAGAUUGUCCAAAGCCCAAAGACAUGGCACGAAUCAAUGAGAAGCGAAAAGAGUUUGCACAAGUCAACCAGGGCAACAUUUCCAGUAACCAGCGGUAUCAUGCGGAGGAGGUGGAGGAGCGCUUUGCCAAGUACAAGCCAGGAGUAGUGAGUAAGGAGCUCCUGGAUGCCCUCGGCAUUGUGGCUAACACGCUCCCACCGUUUAUUUAUCGCAUGAGAGAGCUGGGCUACCCGCCUGGCUGGUUAAAGGAAGCGGAGAUGGAAAACUCGGGCCUGACGCUGUACGACGGUAAAACAUCAGGAGAGGAAGACUCAAACGGCCCUAACCAAAAUGUAUGCUAUGAUGUCUCAAAGCUAGUGGAUUUCCCUGGUUUUAAUGUGUCUGCGCCCCCCAAUGUUAGAGAUGAUUACCGGUCAUUUCGUUCCAUCCCAAUGCAGUCUCAACACUGGAAGCCAACUUUUGCUGCUCAGUUGUCAAAUAUGUAUCCAGCGCCCGAUUCCAAAUGUACGAAAAGGUGCCAUGAUCCUGAAUCGACACCACAGCAGACCAAGAAGCGGCGGUCGAAUUCAGACUUCUGCGGAAGCUCAGAUAUGGACACAGACUCGGAUCAUGACACUCCUAGAAGGGACAGAUAUGAUGAUUUCCAGUUUCAGCCUCCACUUCCUCCUGGCUCUCCCCUCAUUAGCACACCUCCACCCUUACCCCUGGGAACACCUCCAGUCACCCCCACACCACCACCUCUCCCUAAAGGCACGCCCCCACCAACACCGCCUACAAACGCAGGGUCUCCAGUUCUCUCGGGUAGAAAUGGAGCUGGGUGUGAGGAGUCAGAGGACGGGCUGACGUUAGAGGAGCUGGAGGAGCAGCAGCGGCUGCUGUGGGCGGCGCUCGAGAGCGCCGAUAAUGGCAACAGUGACUCGGACACCGGGGCCACGGCCACACCUGCCAUGGGCUCACCUCGGGAGUCUCCAUUAGCUGAGCCUGAUGCCAGGUCAGAGGAGGGAGUGGAAGAAUCCGGAUCGAAGGCUGAGGAAAUCUCUGACCAAGAUCGUGAACUUUCAAGCACACCUGCUUCACCUGUCGAAGUACCGAUAAGCAGUGCAGAGGAAGACAAAAGCAGCAAUGGUCAGGUGAAUGACUCUUUUAACGAAGACACAGGCGCAGAGUCUUAUGAUGAGCUGAUUGUUCUGGAUGAGAUUACUCAGAGUAACGAUUCUGACCCUGAAAAGAACAGAAUAAGUGAAGUUCCUGAAGAUAAGACGUCCACAUUAGAUGCACAAGCAGCUGAAGAGAAUGAAGAACCUGUUGUAAAGAAAGUAACAGGCGUUCCACACCGAAGCAAAUUUGCAGAAGGUAUAAUUCCAUUCGAAGACACGCCGGAGUUCACGGAGGUCGCCGAGGCAACAGGGGUUUACCUUAGGAUUCGAGGCUUGCUCAAAGAAUCCCCUCGAAAUCAGGCAAAAAACAAGAAGUUAAAUUCUUGACUUGAAGAUUCUUUAAAUGUUUGAACAGGGGAAUAGUGUCUGUGAACUGAACUCCUCGGUUUUGUUCUGGGAUGAUCCCAUGGGGUAAUUUUGAACUGCAUCUGUCCAGUUGUUGAUGUCAGAAUCUGUCCAGUUUUUGUUUUGCAAUUUUUAUACAAAAAAAAACCCAACCCAACCCCCCCCCCCCCCCCCUUACUGAAGUUGACCUUAAAAAACAAAGGUCAGUUAUUUUGCUCGCGCUUUUAUUAAUUUCACCAAUGACUGCUUUUGUAAUCCAUGGAUACGAUUAGUAUUUUAUGUAUGUACAGUUUUAUAAACAACGUCUCCCUUUUUGUCCUCUUAGACCCAUGUUUCUAACAUGCUGGUGGUACUUGACUCACAGUGGUAUCUUUAUAUCCAGUUUCUUUCCUGCCAGGUGAAAGAGUUUCUUUAAAUUGGCCAUCAUUACUGGUAUACAUAUUUUCAAUUUAUUAUUUUUAACACUAAAUUAUUUUAGGCUACAUUUUUACUGGGUCUAUCCUGAACUGGUUUUAUUCAAAAAUGUUUGAUGGCCACAAUCCAGCUGUUUAAGGGAUCAUGAAAAUAAAAGGUUCUGUUUUCACUUUUGCAGUUAGCUACUUGAGCAGCUGUCUUUCCUUCCUGAAAUUAACGGUCUCUACACAGAAGGGCUCGCUUUGAGGUUAACAAUUUAUUAAGAUGUGAGACUGCAGUAAGCCGGCCUGUUGGUACAGUGGGUAGAGUUUCUGAAUCACAGUUCCAGGGUCCAUGCUUUCAUAUAACACCUCCUACAUUUUGUGUUGGUUUUGUCAGUGAUCUCCAGUUUCUUCCCAAACGUGUUCUGGUACAUGAAUGGGCUAGGCCGCUCCCAGUUUUACUCAAAAUGAAUGAAUGAAAAGUACAGUAGUUUGAAUGGAAAUCUUUUCUUUCACCUAGGCAGAGAACUGUAUGGAAAUAUUCAUAGGUUUUUUGCAUACAACAAUACCUGCUUGUAGCUUAAAUCCAUAAAUCAGUACAUUCCUGCAUAUUACAAAGAAAAGUCUGUUAGCUUUUCUGUACUCUUAGCUUACUGAUGCUUUAUAUUUUUAGGCUUGGCCUAGAGAUGGGUUACUGCUUCUGCUUGCUGAUGAAGCCUAUUAUUAAUAGAAUCUGAUGCAGUGUUAAUUCUGUUCCCUCUGUUAACAUCUACUACAUGGUGAGCUUAAAAGCCUCAGUCUCUUGUAUCUGCAGCAUCAAAAUUUGUUACGAAGGGAAAUUUUAAAAUUAAAGCUGUUCAUAGGUUAGGGAUUUACUGUUGGAUGAAUUCAUUAACUUUUGGAGCCAGGUUUAAAUAGAAAGAAUAUAGACUGCGUAAGUUGUUUACGUAUUUAAAUAAAUAGAGUCCACUUCUGAAGCUGCUCUACACAGCAGGGGUUAAAUCUUUCAAUCUGAAUAAAGGAUGUGAAGUCUGAAAUGUUUGUACAGUUUUACCCGGUGUGACUUGAAUGUUUAAGGUUACUCAUGAUGGCUGGAUGGAUGAAUAAAGGUAAGACCUUGGACUGACUAUUGACAAAACAUGCACAGCCCGCUUGAGUUGUACCAUCAUUAAGGAUCGCUGACAUGCUAUAAGGUGACCGUGUCCAUGAAAAAGUCCCUGAAAAGACAUUAGUGUAAACCCAGGCUUAAAAAGGAACCUCUUUGGGGUGACGUGGGAAAGUGGUUUUAUAAAUGAGAACUGAACACUGGCAGAAGAGAGAACUAACAUUUGUAUUUAUUCACAUUUUUAGCAUUUGUCAGAAGGCAUUAUCCAGAUCAGGGUAGUAUGUUUUGUUUGCAGACAGGCUGUUUGAAUAUUUUGGGGAAAUUCAUUCUACCACCUACACACCAGAACAGAGAAAAGCCUGGAUGUGUGUCUUCCUUGUACCCUGAGCAGUGGUGUGUGCGUGUGUGAAACAAGCUUAAAGGAGUGGGUGGGCGUUGGCCCAGUUUUGGUUUUGUAGGCGAGCAGCAAUAUUUUAAAUCUGGUGGGGGGCAGUUGUUGUUGAUGCACAGGCUAAAAGGGUAAAUAAAUCUGAACAUCGUUUACCCUUUCACACACCUUUUUUUUUCUCUCUCCAAUUUGGUCACCUGCCAAUUCCCACCUACCAGCUAGAGCUCCUCUGUCACACAACAGCGUCUUCCGAGAAGCGUGAAGCUGGCCAAAGGCAUCUUGUGUCACGUUGUAAUGCACUCGGAGAAAACCGUUCUCUCGACUAUCCUGUAUACAUUAAUUCAAAGAUGUUUACUAAUAACACUUUGAUUGACAGCCAUCCCUUCCAUGCCCAGUUUUUUUCCAUUUUGAGGGCUGAAUCAAGGACUAACAGCAUCAUUAUUGUUGUUUUUGAGUCUGUGCCUCCUUCAGAAGAAUGACUGACCCUAAUACACUAGACAACAUGAAACACAUCUUUAUGAAGACGCAGCACAGCCGCUCCGUUGUCAUGCUGCCUCAGUGCUUUGUAAAUCAUUGCUACCGUUAACAAAAGUUGGUUGACUAAUAUCGAACCUAUGCUUCCUAACAUGACGGAGUUUUUUUUUUUCCUUUAUUUUGGUGCUUUUGCGCAAACAAACAGCAUGAAACAAAGAACUACUGCUACAAAAAAAAACCCUACAAGUUUUUUUCUUUGAACAGUCGAGGGACAGAUAC
Molecule: messenger RNA, 4881 nt
Organism: Hemibagrus wyckioides
Lineage: Eukaryota; Metazoa; Chordata; Actinopteri; Siluriformes; Bagridae
Gene: zcchc8
Product: zinc finger, CCHC domain containing 8
Exons: 14
Coding region: 39-2222 (727 amino acids)
Cellular component (GO): catalytic step 2 spliceosome
Molecular function (GO): zinc ion binding; RNA binding
Source: RefSeq, a predicted model, not a curated record